AUGUUGCCUGUUACAGAUCUGAAAAUCACAACAGGCUCGGGAGUUCACAAUCAGGGUUUCAGCUUGUCUAUCAAAGAAAAGGACAGGAAGCUCUCACUGGUCAGUCCUGGUGAAUCCCAACUGAGAGAAAUGUCUGACUUCUUUUCUGAGUCUUUCCUAGAAGACAGUUCUGUGUCUUCCAGAAGGACAGUUCUGGAAGAAGUUCAGAGGCAUCAGCCAUCAGCUCAGGAAAUCAACAAAGACCCACUCCUCUUACCCAACCUCACCCUGGGCUACAACCUCCAUGACAACUUUCGAGACAGAAGAUUGACAUUGGAUGGUCUGUUGGAUUUGCUUUCGACCGGGGAAGCCAAUGUUCCUAACUACAGCUGCGGAAGGAAGAGAAACAUGCUGGUUCUCCUGGAAGAGACCAAUUCUGACAUAGCCAUCAUCAUGGCUGCCAUGUUGGGCAUCUACAAAAUCCCACAGAUCAGCUACACUUUUAUUUCACCGUUCCUUAGUGAUAAAACUCAAUUACCUUUCUUUUAUCGGACCGUCCCCAAAGAAGGUGCUCAGAACUUGGGAAUUGUUAAACUGCUGCUAUAUUUUCAAUGGACGUUCAUUGGCCUCCUUGCUGCAGACACCGAUAAUGGAGAACAUUUCAUUAGGACCUUCAAUUCUGUGCUGGCCCAGAAUGGCAUUUGUGCUGCUUUUUCACAAAUCACAUUGCUAGAUACUGAGAACUUCAGUAAUCUGAUUUCUAUUUUCAAAACGUGGCACCAAAUCAAUGUCUUUGUUUACUAUGCAGAAUUUACAUUUGUAGAGGGAGAAGUGUUUGUAGAAAUUGUAUUGAACUUUGUGAAAAAACCUGUCAUAGGAAAGCUCCACCAUUUCCUGAAGAAUCCCCAGAUCUACAACAACACCAUGCAAGGAAUGUAUUUGGAUGGGAAUGGAGAUUUGAUGGCUGACUUUGACCUUGAGAUCAACCAAGAUUCUCAUCUCUUACCCAACAUCACCCUGGGCUACAAUGUCUAUGAAAAUUAUUUCCAUCCACGAAUGACUUCAGAUGCUUUGCUGGAUCUGCUUUCUGAUGGGGAGGCCAAUGUUCCCAACUACAGCUGUGGAAGGCAGAGAAACACAGUGGCUGUUCUGGAAGGAUCUGAGACUGGCAUCUCCAUCCAGAUUUCAACCAUGUUGGGCACCUACAAAAUCCCACAGAUCAGUUACAGUUUUGUUUUGCAGGUUCUGAAUGAUAAAAGCUAUUUUCCUUUCUUCUACCCGAUGCUCCCCUCUGAAGGAUUCCAGUAUUCAGGGAUGGUCAAGUUACUCCUCCAUUUCAAGUGGAUUUUGGUUGGGCUGCUUGCUCCAGACACUGAUCAGGGGCAGAAAUAUGUGAGGACGAUGACCUCCAUGUUGAUAAAGAAUGGCAUCUGUCCAGUUUUAUCACAAACCUUUUCCAGAGCUGGCCACAAACUGUUCAGUCUUUCUGAUACUUACAGCAAUUGGAGACAGGUUAAUGUCUUCCUCUAUGCAGCUGACAUGGAUACAAUAGCCAUUGGGAUGUUAAUUAUACACAAAGCUGUUGAGUGUUUUAAGAAACCUGUUACAGGCAAGGUCCUGAUGACAACUGUCCUGUGGGACUUACAACUAUAUUUAAUGGAGGUUGCUACUCUCACUGAACUAAGUCUGGACAAGACUGACAACCUCCAUAGCAUGUUUUCCUUUCUUAUGAAAACAAGGCAAACAGCAAACUAUGUGAUGUCUCGUCAUUUUUAUUCUGCAAUGCAACAUUUCUCAGAAAGAUCCUUUACAUGUUCUUACCCCAAGGAUCCUUUUUCAAUGAAACUCUGGAAACGAUGCAGACAAAAAGAAGAACUGGAGACUCUGCCCCAAGAGGCAAUGGAUCAUAUCUUGUCAAUAGACAACUAUUUCACUUACAACACAAUCUGGGCUGUGGCGAAGGCUUUACAUACAGUCAUGAUAUCCAGCUCUAAGAGGACAAGGAAUAAAGAUGAUAAGAACAGGGAAUCUCCAAGGCUGAAGGCUUGGCAGAUUCAUUCUUCCCUUCAAAACCCUCAGUUCUACAAUGAUUCCAUAGAAGGGGUGCACCUGAAUGAAAAUGGAGAGCUGAUAGCAGACCUGGACAUUGUGAACUGGGCAAUUUUCUCCAAUAUAUCUGUAAGCAAAGUGAAAUGUGGGCAUCUAGAAAAACAGGGAUCCCUGGAUUUCAAUUUUAUAAUCAACCAGAAAUCUAUUGAAGAGAUGGAAGUAUUGAACAAGCCCCUGCCUCCUUCCAGGUGUGUGGAAAGCUGCCAUCCUGGAUUCAUGAAGGUGGCUCAGGAAGGGAAACCCAUCUGCUGUUAUGACUGUCAUCCUUGUGCAGAAGGAACCAUCUCCAGCAUGGAAGAUGCACAAAAAUGCACCAUAUGUCAAGAAGAUCAAUAUCCCAAUAUUAAACAAGUUCACUGUAUUCCCAAGACCAGUAGCUACCUUUCUUAUAAAGAAACUCUGGCAAUCAUCCUGGCUUCUAUUGCCUUAUUCAUGUUUUUAAUCACAGGCUUUGUUGUGGGAAUCUUCAUUAAAUUCCUGGAAACUCCAAUCAUCAAAGCCAACAAUCGGGACCUCUCCUUCAUCCUCCUCAUCUCCCUCCUACUUUCCUUUUUGACCUCCCUCCUCUUCAUUGGUCGGCCAAACAAACAAACCUGCCUUCUCCGACAAACAGCCUUCAGCAUCAUCUUCUCAGUUGCCAUUUCUUCAAUCUUGGCCAAAACGAUCACAGUAGUGUUAGCCUUCUUGGCCACUAAACCAGGGAAUAAUAUUCAGAGGUGGCUGGGUAAAAGUUUGACCAAUUCUAUCAUCUUUUCUUGCUCUGCUGUCCAAGUUGUCCUCUGCAGCAUCUGGUUGGGUACUUCUCCCCCAUUCCCUGACUCUGACAUGCAUUCCCAGUAUGGAAAUAUUAUUUUGCAAUGCAAUGAAGGGUCUGUCACCAUGUUUUACUCUGGCCUUGGUUAUAUGGGCUUUCUGGCUACCAUUUGCUUCACGCUGGCUUUCCUGGCCAGGAAUCUACCUGGGGCCUUCAAUGAAGCCAAGCUGAUUACUUUCAGCAUGCUGGUCUUCUGCAGUGUCUGGGUCACUUUUGUGCCCACCUACCUGAGCACCAGGGGGAAGUACAUGGUGGCUGUGCAAGUCUUCUCCAUCUUGGCAUCUAGUACUGGGCUUCUGGGCUGCAUCUUCAUCCCCAAGUGCUACAUUAUUUUUUUAAGACCUGAUCUAAAUACUAAAGAACAUGUGAUGUCAAAAUAA
Thamnophis sirtalis is the source of this 3282-nucleotide messenger RNA. Lineage: Eukaryota; Metazoa; Chordata; Lepidosauria; Squamata; Natricidae. The record is from RefSeq and is a predicted model, not a curated record.